This is a messenger RNA of Chanos chanos (milkfish), 1035 nucleotides long. RefSeq names its product WD repeat domain 54 (gene wdr54). Gene Ontology annotation, biological process: cilium assembly. The record is from RefSeq and is a predicted model, not a curated record. Gene Ontology annotation, molecular function: protein binding. Gene Ontology annotation, cellular component: centriole; ciliary basal body. The transcript has 9 exons. The coding region runs from base 1 to 1035 and encodes 344 amino acids. NCBI's taxonomy places the organism in Eukaryota, Metazoa, Chordata, Actinopteri, Gonorynchiformes, Chanidae.
AUGUACCAUAAAGAGAAGAGCAUUCAGAUUAAGAGUAGUGCUUCUGCACUAUAUAAUAACCUCAGCGUCUUGCGCAUCGCUCCGCGAUGUCUCACCUACUUCACCGUAGUCCACGCUAACGUCGUUAACAUGGUCAGUGCCUCCUGGGAUGGACUGAAUUACUCCCAUCGCCAGCUGCAGUCCAAAGAGGGUAAUGUGGCAACUAGCUCCUCUCUCAUCAUGCAGGCAGCCUGGUGUGUCCUGCCCUCUCGUGAUCUCCUGGUGCUGACCUCGCAGAAGGGCAUCCAGAUGUAUGAGUCAGAUGGGUCUAUUAUGGUGUACUGGCAUGCACUUGACACUCCAGAGACACCCACAGCUCAGGCAGUGUUUGCACGAGGGAUAGCUGCCGUGAGGGAGAAGUAUAUCUGUGUUGGAACCUCGACCGGGUCGGUGCUGGUGUUUGAUGUUCCUGCUAAAGGAAGUAACAUAACCCUGUCAGAGGUUCUGGAGGAACAUAAGGAGCCGAUCACAGACAUGGCCUCAGAGUGCUCUGGGAGUCUGGAGUGCAUAGCUGAUUUGGUGAGUGCAGAUGAUUCCGGUCUUCUCUGUGUGUGGAAAUCAGGAGAAGACUUCCAGCUGCUCAAUAAGAUUCCUGGCUUUGAUGUGAGCUGUUCGUCUGUAAAGUUAUGGAAAGGCACGGUGGCAGCCGGCUAUGGAACAGGACAGAUCCGACUGUAUGAGGGCGUCACAGGGAUUUUAUAUGCAGAGGUCAAUGCUCAUGCUCGCUGGAUCUACUCCCUGGACAUCGCACCAUUCACUGGACUGUUGUCUCUUCCUGUUAUCGUACAGCUGCUCUCGGCUGCGGAGGACUCUCUGGUCCGUGUUUGGCAUCUCAGCUUGACUCCAGAGACCAACAGUGUGGAGAUUGAGCACAUGUAUAAUGAAUGUGUGACGGACACUCAGAUCUGUGGCGCUAAAUUCUGUGAUGGAGACGGCUACGCUUUCGCUGUGACUGGUUACGACCUGAGCGAAAUCAUCCGUUACACGCAGGCCUGA